UGCGCAUACAUUCAUGGCGACGGCGAGGAGCACCAAGCGCGCGCGGAGCCAUGGCGCGCCGUCAACGACGACGCUACCGGACGACGCCCUCCUGGAGAUCUUCGCCCGGCUGCCGGCCAAGUCGGUCGGCCGCCUGCGCUGCGUGUCGCGCUCAUGGGCCGCCACGCUCAAGUCGGCCCCCUUCGUGGACCUCCACCUCCGCGAGGCCAACCGGCGUCGGCAGCCGACCCCCAGGCUCUUCUUCACCACGGCGCACCCGGACAGCAGAUGGCAACUCGAUGAGGUCCUCACCAAGCCCUGCCAUGGCCUCGUCCUGAUCCACCGCCUGCCCCACCACGGCCACUUCGUCUGCAACCCGAGCACCGGCGCGCUCCUGCCCCUCCCCGACAGCCACAGGUGCCAGCGGCGCAACGGCGAGUCCUACGGCCUGGGCUACAGCCCGGCCACCAAGGAGCACAAGGUGGUGCGGCUCUUCUCCUCCUUCCACUCCACCCCCUGCUGCGAGGUCCUCUCGCUCGACGUGUCGGCGCACUGGAGAGCGGUAGCUCGGCAGUGUCCACCCUCGCGCGCCGCCGUGCGAGAUGACCCGGCCGUGUUGUGCGACGGGUACCUGCACUUCCUCCAUGUACGACGAAAACAUGGCGGCAGCAUCCUCACCUUCGACGUCGGCGACGAGACCUUCGGUUCGCUGAGCACGCCCCCGUCGGUGCAGGACGACGACGGUCCGCCCGAGCUGACGGUGCUAGGCGGACGCCUGUGCCUGUGCGUCUUCCAUGAGUGUCGACCUCCCACUCGCAGCGACGCCGAUCCUUACUGCAUCUGGUGGCUGGCCUGCCGAGAGUCCGAGCAGUGGGAGAAGCUCUACCGCGUGCUGCACCCACAGACCCUCAGGCCCGAGCUCGACCUGCUGCGGGUGCACUGGGUCUAUCCCCUCGAAACCUACCUCGCGAGCAACGGGCAGAAGAAGAUCAUGUUCGCCACGGAGGAGGGCGUGCUGGCGUUCGACCUCGACGGCAGCGGUGUCCCCGUCCCGGAGGUGCUGGUCUCGCCGAUGGAGCUCGUCUCCGCCCGCGACGACGACGAAGAAGCCACGAUCACCCGCGGCACCGUGGGGUUGCUGGAGGAGAGCCUCGUGCCCGUGGGCCGGACGAGCGAGGAGGUGAUCUUCUCGUCACCGUGGAGGAAGGCGUGGUCGGACGUCCUCAAGUGGAUGCCGGCGCAGGCGGUCGCCGCCCUGACGUGCGUGUGCCGAGAGUGGCGCGCGGUGGCCGAGACCGACCGGUUCGUCCGGACGCACGCGCUCCACGCGAACCUCAAGUGGAGCCCGCGGGUCAUGGUCGUCCAGGCCCAGCCCUACACCCACGUGCUCGACUUCUACCCGCUGGAGCUCUGCGAGAGUUUGCAGGUGCGGUACGACGUCGCCGACAUGGCGCCGCCGUUCCUGUUCGACCACCACGUGUGGAGGACGGUGUGCUCCACGCCCUGCCACGGCCUCGUCCUCGUCAGCUACACGCGGCAGGCCGGCUCAGGCCCAGGCGUCGUCGAUUUCAUUUGCAACCCUAGCAUGGAGUACAGCAGGCUUAUAAGAACGGAUACGCUGGACGACGACGACGACGACGACUCUCCCCGUCAUUCUGCAGCUGCAACGAUGGGGCUGGGGUACGAUUCGCGGACAAACAAGCACGUGCUGGCGCACCUCGUCGUCGUCCGUCCUGACAAGAGUCGUCGACAUCACCGGCCGGUCAAGGUCAGGUGCCACGUCCAGCUCGUAGGCGCCACGACGUGGAUCCCGAUCAGCCCUCCGCCAAGGCCACCGGCGGUCGACAUGCAGCCCGUCUACGCCGACGGCAAGCUCUACUGGAUGGUAGAGGACGCCGACGACAAUGGUUCAAGGGGCGAGCUCCUGGCGCUUGACGUCGGCGCGCGGGAGUUCGAAGUUUUGCCAGGGCCCCCGUGCGGCCGCGGCCGGAUCACGUCCAUCGUCGAGCUCCAAGGUAACGUGUGCGUCCUGUGCUCGGACACGAGCGCCAACGCCAUCGACGUCUGGAAGCGGCUGGAAUACGGUUCUUGGUCGGCAUGGCCAUGCCGUAUCGAGCUCGGGGAGUUCCGGCGGAUGUACCCGUCGGAGGAGACUACGCUGUUGGCUGUUGAUCCGAGGGACGGGAGGGUGCUUCUCAGCACGGGGAGGGCGUUGGGAUACUACGACCCCGAGGCACGGGCGGUGCAGACCGUCUACUGUGUUGGAGAACACCUGCAGGACAUGAAGUUUGCUCCGACGCUCUGCCAUGAAAGCUUGAUCCGUCCACGAACAUAUUAUUAGGCAAAAAUCUCUAUGCAUAUGUCGGAUGACUAUGUGUCUAUGUAAGCAUAUAUGUAUGGAGAUCGAAAAUGUUUUUACUAGCCUAGUCUCCAAGUCUUAGUCAAGUGAUAUUGUACGUGAGAAGAACAAAAAUCUAAAAAGAUUUUUUAUACGAAUCUCCAUGCAAGAUCAAAGA
Messenger RNA from Triticum aestivum (bread wheat), 2495 nucleotides. RefSeq lists its product as uncharacterized. The coding region runs from base 14 to 2320 and encodes 768 amino acids. The transcript has a single exon. The record is from RefSeq and is a predicted model, not a curated record. NCBI's taxonomy places the organism in Eukaryota, Viridiplantae, Streptophyta, Magnoliopsida, Poales, Poaceae. Gene Ontology annotation, molecular function: protein binding.